AUGGCACCUCCUGGAGCUCCCUGGGCCUACAGAAUUCAAGUCACCUUAGAGUCUCAACUUCCUUCUAAGAGGAAGGGCAGGCCUCCACCCGGGGUCCCACUGCUGUUUGCCAGCUCGGACCCCCUGUGUCUCUCCAGCGCCUUUGAAGUCUUCUCCAUUGUGGGGGAGGAGGGUGACGCCCCCACGAGUGACGCCCCCACCAGUGACGCCCCCCCAGCAGUGACGCCCCCCACCAGUGACGCCCCCACGAGUGACGCCCCCACGAGUGACGCCCCACCAGUGACGCCCCCCACCAUGACGCCCCCACCAGUGACGCCCCCCACGAGUGACGCCCCCACGAGUGACGCCCCACCAGUGACGCCCCCCACCAUGACGCCCCCACAAGUGACACCCCCACCAGUGACGCCCGCACCAGUGACGCCCCCACCAGUGACGCCCCCACCAGUGACGCCCCCACGAGCGACGCCCCCACCAGUGACGCCCCCACGAGUGACGCCCACACCAGUGACGCCCCCACCAGUGACGCCCCCACCAGUGACGCCUCCAUCAGUGACGCCCCCACCAGUGACGCCUCCAUCAGUGACGCCCCCCACGAGUGACGCCCCCACCAGUGACGCCUCCAUCAGUGACGCCCCCACGAGUGAUGCCCCCACGAGUGACGCCCCCACCAGUGACGCCCCACCAGUGACGCCCCCCACCAGUGACGCCCACACCAGUGACGCCCCCACGAGUGACGCCCCCACGAGUGACGCCUCCAUCAGUGACGCCCCCACGAGUGAUGCCCCCACGAGUGACGCCCCCACCAGUGACGCCCCACCAGUGACGCCCCCACGAGUGACGCCCCCACGAGUGACACCCACACGAGUGACGCCCCCACCAGUGACGCCCCACCAUGACGCCCCACCAGUGACGCCCCCACGAGUGACACCCCCACGAGUGACGCCCCCACCAGUGACGCCCCCCAUCAGUGACGCCCCCACGAGUGAUGCCCCCACGAGUGACGCCCCCACGAGUGACGCCCCCACGAUGACGCCCCCACCAGUGACGCCCCCACCAGUGACGCCUCCAUCAGUGACGCCCCCCACGAGUGACGCCCCCACCAGUGACGCCCCCACCAUGACGCCCCCACCAGUGACGCCCCCCACGAGUGACGCCCCCACCAGUGACGCCCCCACCAGUGACGCCCCCACCAGUGACGCCUCCAUCAUGACGCCCCCACGAGUGACGCCCCCACGAGUGACGCCCCCACGAGUGACGCCCCCACCAGUGACGCCUCCAUCAGUGACGCCCCCCACGAGUGACGCCCCCACCAGUGACGCCCCACCAGUGACGCCCCCACCAGUGACGCCUCCAUCAGUGACGCCCCCCACGAGUGACGCCCCCACCAGUGACGCCCCCACCAUGACGCCCACACCAGUGACGCCCCCACGAGUGACGCCCCCACCAGUGACGCCCCCACCAGUGACGCCCACACCAGUGACGCCCCCACGAGUGACGCCCCCACGAGUGACGCCUCCACGAGUGACGCCCCCACGAGUGACGCCCCCACGAGUGACGCCCCCACCAGUCACGCCCCCACCAGUCACGCCCCCCACCAGUGACGCCCCCACCAGUGACGCCCCCACGAGUGACGCCCCCAUGAGUGACGCCCCCCACGAGUGA
Messenger RNA from Dama dama (fallow deer), 1662 nucleotides. RefSeq lists its product as uncharacterized. Lineage: Eukaryota; Metazoa; Chordata; Mammalia; Artiodactyla; Cervidae. The record is from RefSeq and is a predicted model, not a curated record. The coding region runs from base 1 to 1662 and encodes 553 amino acids. The transcript has 9 exons.